Messenger RNA from Daucus carota subsp. sativus, 4493 nucleotides. Its product is annotated as pleiotropic drug resistance protein 1. Gene Ontology annotation, cellular component: membrane. The record is from RefSeq and is a predicted model, not a curated record. The transcript is spliced from 23 exons. Gene Ontology annotation, molecular function: ATP binding; ATP hydrolysis activity; ABC-type transporter activity. NCBI's taxonomy places the organism in Eukaryota, Viridiplantae, Streptophyta, Magnoliopsida, Apiales, Apiaceae. The coding region runs from base 81 to 4367 and encodes 1428 amino acids.
AAACGGCUAAAUUUAACCGACCUUAAAUCUGUUCGGGACUAUAUAUAGUGUUUAAUUUGUUUUGAGGGUAUUGAGUAAAGAUGGAUGGAGCAAAUAUAUACAGAGCAGGGCAUAGUUUAAGGCAAAGUGGAAGGAGCUCUAGGGAAAGAAUGGGAAGCAUGAGGGCAGGGAGUUCAGUGUGGAGAGACAAGGGAAUGGAUGUGUUUUCGAAAUCGACAAGAGAGGAAGAUGAUGAAGAGGCCUUGAAAUGGGCUUCUCUUGAGAAGUUACCGACUUUUGAUCGGCUGAGAAAAGGGCUGCUUCUGGGAUCACAAGGUGCUGGCUUUCGUGAAGUUGAUAUUGAUGAGAUUGGAGUUCAUCAGAGGAAGAAUUUGGUGGAGAGGCUGGUGAAGAUUGCUGAUGAGGAUAAUGAGAAGUUCUUGUUGAAGCUCAGAGAUCGGCUUGACAGAGUUGGAGUGGAGCUGCCCACAAUCGAAGUCAGAUUCGAGAAUUUGAAUGUUGAAGCAGAGGCUUUUGUAGGGAGCAGGGCUUUGCCUUCUUUCAUCAACUUCAAUCUUAGUAUUGUAGAGGGGCUGUUAAACACAAUCCAUUUACUUCCGAAUAACAAGAAGAAACUAACAAUUCUUGACAAUGUUAGCGGAAUCCUCAAGCCUUGCAGGAUGACAUUGCUUUUAGGGCCUCCGAGUUCAGGGAAGACCACGUUGAUGCUUGCUUUGGCUGGGAAGCUAGAUCCCACCCUUAAGACUUCUGGAAGUGUGACUUACAAUGGCCAUAGCAUGAAAGAGUUUGUUCCCCAAAGAACAGCUGCGUAUAUCAGCCAACACGAUUUGCAUAUUGGAGAAAUGACUGUGAGAGAAACCCUAGCUUUUUCUGCAAGGGUCCAGGGGGUUGGAUCGCGCUAUGAAAUGUUGGCAGAGUUGGCAAGAAGAGAGAAAGAUGCAAAUAUUAAGCCUGAUCCUGAUCUUGAUAUCUACAUGAAGGCAGCUGCAACAGAAGGUCAAGAGGCUAAUGUCGUGACUGAUUACGUUCUGAAGAUUUUGGGGCUUGAUAUAUGUGCAGACACUAUGGUAGGUGAUCAGAUGAUUAGGGGUAUUUCUGGAGGACAAAAGAAGCGUGUUACAACAGGUGAGAUGCUGGUUGGACCAUCAAGGGCACUUUUUAUGGAUGAAAUAUCUACUGGUUUGGAUAGUUCGACAACUUUUCAGAUUGUAAAAGCACUUCGACACAGUGUGCACAUUCUACAAGGAACCGCUCUCAUAUCUCUCCUGCAGCCAGCCCCUGAGACAUACGAGCUAUUUGAUGAUAUUAUUCUUUUAUCAGAUGGCCACAUAGUGUAUCAGGGUCCUCAUGAGAACGUGCUCGAGUUUUUUGAAUCUAUGGGAUUUAAAUGUCCACAAAGAAAAGGUGUUGCUGAUUUUUUGCAAGAAGUGACAUCGAAGAAAGAUCAGAAACAGUACUGGCUCCACAGAGACCGGCCUUACAGGUUUAUAACAUCCAAAGAAUUUGCUGAGGCUUUCAGAUCAUUCCAUGUCGGACAACAUGUUGAGAAUGGUCUUGCAUCCUCAUUUGACAAAGCUAAAAGCCAUCCUGCUGCUUUGACGACCCAAAAAUAUGGUGUUAACAAUACGGAACUCAUAAAAGCCUUGACUGCAAGAGAAAUUUUGCUUAUGAAGAGAAACUCAUUCGUUUACAUAUUCAAAUUAUCCCAGCUGACGAUGAUGGCUAUAAUCACUAUGACAUUGUUCUUUAGAACCGAGUUCAAACAAGAUACAACCACUGAUGGAGGGCUAUAUAUGGGUGCUUUAUUUUUUGGUGUGGUUAUGCUAAUGUUCAACGGGCUUACUGAGGUUGCCAUGACUAUAGCAAAACUUCCUGUCUUCUACAAGCAACGAGACCUUCUCUUUUUCCCUACCUGGUCUUAUGCUCUUCCAACAUGGAUUACCAAGAUACCUGUGACAAUUUUAGAGGCUGCUGUCUGGGUAGUCCUUACUUACUAUGUUAUCGGAUUUGACCCAAAUGUUGGAAGAUUUUUCAAGCAAUACCUAUUACUCUUGCUCAUUAACCAGAUGGCUUCUGGAUUAUUUCGGAUGAUCGGGGCAUUGGGGAGGACUAUGACACUUGCAAUGACAUUUGGCGGAUUUUCAUUGCUUAUACUUUUUGCAUUAGGUGGCUUUGUCCUAGCUCGAGGGGAUGUACCGGAUUGGUGGCUAUGGGGUUACUAUAGCUCCCCCAUGAUGUAUGGUAUGAAUGCCAUGGCGGUGAAUGAAUUUCUUGGCCAUCAGUGGAACAAAUUAACCUCAAAUGGAGAUACUGUUGGAGUUGCACUGUUAAAAUCUCGAGGUUUCUUCCCUUAUUCAUACUGGUACUGGAUAGGGGCAGGUGCAUUGGUGGGAUUCAUUCUGCUACUCAAUCUCGGCUACACGGUGGCACUCAAGUAUCUUGAUCCUCUGGGGAAGCCUCAAGCUAUGAUACCAGUGGAAAGUACCGAUGAAUUGACAGAAUCCACUGCUGAGAAUAAUCAGAACAAGAAGAAAGGAAUGGUUCUUCCAUUUGAACCACAUUCCAUCACAUUCGAUGAUAUUAAGUACUCUGUUGACAUGCCACAGGAAAUGAAAGAGCAAGGUGUUUCUGAUGAUAAACUAUUACUUCUCAAGGGCGUGAGUGGGGCUUUCAGGCCGGGGGUUCUUACUGCUCUGAUGGGUGUUAGUGGUGCUGGUAAAACAACUUUAAUGGAUGUAUUGGCUGGUCGGAAAACUGGUGGAUACAUUGAGGGUAGCAUUACUGUUUCUGGGUAUCCGAAGAAGCAGGAGACUUUUGCCAGGAUAGCAGGGUACUGUGAGCAGAAUGACAUCCACUCGCCUCAUGUUACUGUCUACGAGUCCCUGCUCUACUCAGCCUGGCUGCGGCUGCCUGCAGAAGUUGAUGCCAACAAAAGAAAGAUGUUCGUAAAUGAAGUCAUAGAACUAGUUGAACUAGACAAUUUAAAGGACGCGCUGGUAGGUUUGCCAGGCGUAAAUGGCCUUUCAACUGAGCAGCGAAAGAGAUUAACUAUUGCAGUUGAAUUGGUAUCAAAUCCCUCAAUUAUCUUCAUGGACGAGCCAACUUCAGGGCUGGAUGCCCGAGCUGCUGCAAUUGUGAUGAGAACGGUUAGAAAUACUGUGGACACGGGAAGAACCGUUGUUUGCACUAUCCAUCAACCAAGCAUCGACAUAUUUGAGGCUUUUGACGAGCUUUUCCUGAUGAAGCGAGGAGGAAUGGAGUUAUAUGCAGGGCCAGUGGGCAGGCAAUCUUGCGAAUUAAUUGCAUACUUUGAGGGAAUUCAAGGAAUAAGUAAAAUCAAAGACGGAUAUAAUCCAGCCACCUGGAUGUUGGAAGUCACAGCAGCUUCUCAAGAAAUGAUUUUGGGGGUUGAUUUUACUGAAAUAUACAAAAAUUCAGACCUGUACAGGCGAAACAAGGCACUUAUCAAAGAAUUGAGUACACCUCGUCCGGGCUCCUCUGAUCUCAGCUUUCCAACUCAGUACUCGCAAUCUUUCUUCGUCCAAUGUUGGGCUUGUCUAUGGAAACAACGAUGCUCAUACUGGCGAAACACGUCUUAUACUGCAGUAAGAUUUCUGUUCACGACUGCUAUAGCAUUGAUCUUUGGAUCGAUGUUCUGGGACCUUGGUUCCAAAAUGGAUUCUCGGCAAGACCUGUUUAAUGCAAUGGGUUCUAUGUACGCUGCUUGCCUCUUCCUCGGGGUCCAAAAUGCUGCUUCAGUGCAGCCAGUGGUGGAUGUAGAACGAACCGUGUUUUACAGAGAAAGAGCUGCUGGAAUGUAUUCCGCUUUGCCAUAUGCCUUUGCGCAGGUUUUAGUCGAAAUUCCAUACAUCAUGGUUCAGGCAGCAGUAUAUGGCCUCAUUGUCUAUUCAAUGAUCGGCUUUGAUUGGACAGCCACAAAAUUCUUCUGGUACUUGUUCUUCAUGUUUUUCACCUUCCUCUACUUCACUUUCUUCGGCAUGAUGACCGUGGCCGUGACUCCCAAUGCCGACGUUGCUUCCAUCAUCGCUGCUGCAUUUUACGGAAUAUGGAAUCUCUUCUCAGGAUACAUCAUCCCACGCCCCAGUAUGCCUGUGUGGUGGAGAUGGUACUCUUGGGUAUGCCCCGUUGCAUACACAUUGUAUGGUCUGAUUGCAUCGCAAUUCGGAGACGUCGAGGACAAGAGACUAACAGAUAAUAAUCAGACCGUAAAGGAAUUUAUCGAAGAUUAUUUCGGGUUCGAACAUGAUAAUGUGUGGGCAGUUGGACUUGCAGUCGUUGGAUUCGCGCUUCUUUUUACCAUCACAUUUGCUUAUUCCAUCAAAACAUUCAACUUCCAGAAGCGGUAGAAUCGUCAAUUAUUUUCGGUUUGCUCUUUCUUCUUGUUGUACAAAAAUUUUCCGAAUUUUUUUUAUUAUAUCGACUUCAAUUCAUCGAAUCAUCCCCAGUCCAAAGGGAUUUGGUCCAGUUGUAUA